CAAAAAAAAAUAAAAAAAAGCUGCAGUCACAACGCCCCCCCCCCCUCCCCCCAACACACACUUUUUUUUCUCUCCACCGAUAAAUUGCCAAGAGUCGCAACAUCUGGAGGACGAGCCAGAGAAAGUUUUUAAGGAGGCAGAGAGGAAGAGGGGGAAAGUGGGAUCGCGAGUGGAGAAAAAUGCACUGAAAAGUGAAGUUUUUUGGGGGGAGGGGGGAGUGCACGUGCCCGGCGUGCGGAGGGCAAGAUCCGCGGGAGGGUGUAGAUAAGGGUGGAGGGGGAAGGGGGAAGGAGCUCUCGGAGGGUGACAGAAGUCCACCUGGAGAGGUCAGAGAAUGAAUUAGCCAAAAGUUGGGAUACUCCGCCAUCCAUCCACACACAAGGCUAGCUCCUCUGCCCCUCCACCUCCUCGGAAAAGAGCCAAGCCUACGCCCAUGGAUGAGGAGAGGUGUGCUCCUGCCAUCUCCCCAAAGCCACCAGAGGAUGGGGACCCCUGUCCCGCAGCCCCCCUUCCCAUUUUACAUGUAAAGGCUACCAUAGAGAUUGAAAAUAAGGCCCUGAUCCCAACAACAAGUAGAGAUGUGGCCAACACCUACACUGAGCCCCUCAUAUUGAGGUCAAAUGUCAUCCCAGAGAGGACACAAGGUGACGACGGAGGCAAAUGCAAAAGUAGCCUCUCGCACCCGGAGCUCACAACACCCAGCAGGGGUAUCACAUGGACUUUAAGGACUGAAGUGAAGAUGCCCUCGAGCAUUGUUCUCUUCCUGAGACAACAUAGAAUCUUGACUUGGGAGAGGUCGCCACUGCAGGCACACCAGUCCAGCAAACUCUCCUCCAGCAACCACACAUUCGACCAUUGCACACAGUGUGGUCAACCAGCAGCCAGAUCCACACCCAUCCACCCCACCCAGCCAUGUCGGACGCAACCUAGCAGCCAAAUACGCAACGGAACUAAACAUCACGCACACACACACUCCACUCACUGUCCGCGUCCCACACCUCACACACACUCACUCCAGUCUGGCGGGGACAGGAAUGGGGGCCCUCAUCCAAAACUGGGCUCCCUCCCCAGAGGAGGCUCAUCCACCUCCUCCUCCUCCUCAGCAGGGCCCAGGAACAGCAAGAAGUUGCAGUCUAACCCCUCGAUCACCUCCCAGAGCAGCAAGAGGAGCAAAGCCAGCUCCAGGAGUAGCUCCAAGAGCAACAGCUCUCAGAUUCCCACAGAGGCACAGGAUGACUGCUGCGUUCACUGCAUCCUGGCCUGCCUCUUUUGUGAAUUCCUGACGCUGUGUAACAUCGUCCUGGACUGCGCCACCUGCGGCUCGUGCGCAGGCAACGACUCGUGUUUCUGCUGCUGCUGCGCGUCGGAGGAGUGCGGUGACUGCGAUCUGCCGUGCGACAUGGACUGCGGCAUCAUCGACGCCUGCUGUGAGUCUGCAGACUGUCUGGAGAUCUGCAUGGAGUGCUGCAGCCUUUGCUUCUCUUCCUGAGGUCACUACGCCCAGGGAGGCGCAACCACUUCUUCACUUCUCAAUCUUAUCUCCACAAAGCCCGGGAGCGACUUCAAUCAGCGUCUUGUCAAAGCUCCGAAGUUCUACAUUCGGUCUUUGUUGUCAUAACUUGGCUUGGACUCUGUGGCUCUCACGAUAUUGGCUUGCCUUGUUGGCUCCACAAUACAGUAUGUCCCUCACAAAAGAGUUUGAGAGCAGUCAAUGGUGAAUUCCUCCCUCUCUUAUGGAUCAAAGCAGAGAAAAGCAGCCCGUCCUGCUUUGUGCUGGCUGUUGGGCCAUCGCUACACAGUCUGAUGUGCACUGCAGUUUCAGCUGUGGUCCGCUAACGUGCGCGAACUGGAUUGUUCCAAUGGAGCCCCUUGUGCCGUCUAAGUGACUGGAGUUCUCCAAGCGUGAAAAAUGACCUCCAAAGGCAAAUGAGAAAAUGGAUCCAUUUAACCGGAUUUUAGUGUUUCUGUUGAUAAGAGCAGCAGCGUAAUGGAAAAAUUGAAGCUCAGCUCUCUGUAGAACUGUCUGAGUCUGUCCUUGGCAAGGUUAACGUCUUCCAGUCUGAUUGCAUGCCAUGGCCUUUGUGACACGCACGGCCCAAGAGGCUGAUGUUGGAUCCAUUGAUGUCUUUGUCCACGGAGAAAUCUACAAAACAGAGAAUAAUCGUGGCUUGUGGCAAUAUUAUAGACACAUUUCCUUUGUUCGUAAGUGUCUCAUUUAACAGACGUAAUCAGCGUAGAAUCAUGAGAGAGUCAUUCAUCAGCUUGCAGAUGGAGUGCAUCAAAUCAGGCCCGUUAGUGAUGGACAUCAGCGGGCAACGCUUGAUGGCAUUUAGAAUGAUCACAUUCUCUGCUUAACGUGACGGGAGCGUUCGCAAUCAAAUGUCUCUCCUCAUUUCAUAGUUCAUAUCGUGUUUACUUUUACAUUGAUUUGAGGAGUUCGGCUGUGUCCACUGAAAUAUUCCUCGUCCAAAUGGUCAAAACUGGUAAAAGGACUGGACUAGAAGGCAGCAUUUUUCUUGAAUACAUUUCAUCUUUCUUUGUCACGCUCGUUAUGUGAACAAAUGGUCUUCUCGGCUUAGCUCACUGCCUCCCUUUCCAAGUAGAUUCCAAAUCUCUAUUAAUCCUUUUUGGGGGCUAGAUUUUCGUUAAGAUAUUUGCAUUUCUCCUCUAAUGUGAAAAUCACAUUUCUGUGUUAUCAGGUUUGACCAAGCUAGCUGUAGAGCAGGUACUGCUGAACAUCUAAUUGAAUUCUGCCAGUGAAAAUCUCAUAUUGCAUUAUGCUAAGUUGGAUUCACACGCCCAUAGUAUGAAUGGUACGAUUUUGAUAACAGGCCUUGACUCUUAUACCAUCACACACAUUUUCUCCAAGCCAACACUAUGUGCUUUAUAAAUGACUUGAUGCAUAUCUCUCCUCUAAUAAUCCGAUAUUUUGUGCAAUUUUGUUUCUUGAAAAUAUCAAAGUUUACUUUGACUGGAAGAUAGUUUCUUGAUUUAUAAACGUGUGUACAUAGAAGGGUUUGUGUGUGAAUUCAAACCCUAUUCUCGGGGGCUGACUUUGGUAAGAAUACACAAAGAGGAGAAAAUCAAGCUAAUAACAGCAACGCAGAAAUGAAAGUUUCUGGAAUUAAACAAGUGGAACUGGAGAUGUCAUCACUAAGAGUGUCUCAAAAUUUCCAACACAUUGAAAAUUAUAAUCCUGGAAAGCCCUGGAAAACAAUGCAAUAUUUAACAGAGAUUUAUGGAGGGACAACUGGAUCAUAGAAUACUACAGACAAAUGGAUUACAAUGUCAUGUUUGGGGUAAGAUACAAAAUACCGUAGCACUUUACAGUUUCUCUGUCGCCAAACCAACCAUAUCACAAGAACAACCAUCAAAAUUGUAUGUACUUGGCAAAACCAAAGGAAAAUAUUUUUAGGGUGAAUCCUUACAGUAAAUGAAAGCUACUUUGAUAUCAGUCUAUCGCUUCACAGCCAAAAAGCCAAUUUUUAAGCACAACGUAUUCAUUGAUGACAACAGCACAAUGUUUUUGUUUGUUUGUUUUCUUUAACAGUCUACUAGGCGUGGGCAACACAGUUUGUUUAUUCUCGUUCAGAGUAACCAAGCUUUAAACCAACACAUACAUACAUACAUGCUAAACUAACUUGUCACUGUUGUCACAUACAGUGUAUUGUUCCGGAAGAAACAUUUUAUUUUAACACUACUAUUAAAGCAACAUCUGCACCAUGUUGGUUGGUUGGUUGGUUGGUUGGUUGGUUUGGUCGGGAAGUGGAUAACACCUUGUAAAAAUAAAUGAAUAAAUGUAAUUUGGAUAAACAUAUUAUGGCUAUUAUUACUGGAAAUAGAAAUGUUAUGUAGGUCCUACCAUACCAUUCAUUCUCUGGUAUUUGAAUGAUGUUCCAUUAUUCCCAUUCCAUUUUUUUUUAAACUUCACUACGAACAUUGUUUAGCUUUAUGGACUUGUAAUCUUGUGAUAAUUUUAUUUGUAUUUUUUUUAAGUGGUUUAUAUAUAAGCUGGACCCCUCUACUAGUAGUGUAAAGUCUAUCACAGUGCAGAUGAAAUGUUACUUGAGUAUUGUCCACAAUAAUGUCAAUCUGUUUACAACAUAGCAACUUUGUUUACUUCAAUUGCUGUCUUGGGAGUCACAUGAAAAACUUUUCGUUUAGUACUGAAUAAAC
Phycodurus eques (leafy seadragon) is the source of this 4176-nucleotide messenger RNA. RefSeq names its product MyoD family inhibitor (gene mdfi). The transcript has 6 exons. NCBI's taxonomy places the organism in Eukaryota, Metazoa, Chordata, Actinopteri, Syngnathiformes, Syngnathidae. The record is from RefSeq and is a predicted model, not a curated record. The coding region runs from base 434 to 1489 and encodes 351 amino acids.